This is a messenger RNA of Sparassis crispa, 1113 nucleotides long. RefSeq names its product D-xylose 1-dehydrogenase (NADP(+)). The transcript is spliced from 9 exons. The coding region runs from base 1 to 1113 and encodes 370 amino acids. The record is from RefSeq and is a predicted model, not a curated record. Gene Ontology annotation, molecular function: nucleotide binding. NCBI's taxonomy places the organism in Eukaryota, Fungi, Basidiomycota, Agaricomycetes, Polyporales, Sparassidaceae.
AUGUCUUCCACUCAGCCGUUUGUUUUGCGAUGGGGCAUCGUCUCCACUGGCAGAAUCGCCAUGGACUUCGUGAAGGACCUUCUCGUCGAUCCCAAGACGCGUGGAACUGAAGACGUUGUCCACAAAGUCGUCGGUGUCGGCUCGCGCAACACCCAGAAGGCGCAGGAAUUCAUUGAUACGUACAUUCACGGUGAUAAAUCCGUGAAGGCAUACGGGACCUAUGCCGACCUGUUCGCAGACAAGGCAGUUGAUGCCGUUUACAUCGGUACACCCCACACAUCCCACUACGAGAAUGCUCGUGAUGCCCUGCUGGCGGGCAAGCACGUCCUGUGCGAGAAGCCUACGACUUCCAACGCGGCCGAACUAAAGUCCCUGCUGGCACUCGCGGCGGAUAAGAAGCUUUUCUUCAUGGAGGCAAUGUGGACACGCUUCCAACCGCUCACCAAGGAGCUAAAGAAGAUCGCAGAGGAGGGCACCCUUGGUGACCCGGUUCUGCUGCACGCAGACCUGGCUUUCGACGUCGACAUUGCACAUGUGCCCAAGACACAUAGGAUGAUUGACCCCAGUCUUGGCGGUGGUGCUUUGCUCGACCUAGGCCCGUACCCAAUGAUCUGGACUAUCCUUGCUCUGUUCGAGCAUCCUUCAAACAAGGGUGCUCAUCCCACGAGCAUCAGCGCCUCUAUGGUGAAGACUUCCCUUACCGGCGUCGACAGCAGCACCAGUUGGACCGUCAACUUCACCAAGACCCUGCAGGCCCAGGCAAUCCUCAGCGCUAGCAUCACCGUACCCUCAGCGAGCUUUGGUGCCACGAUCCGCUACCGCAAUGGCAACAUCAUCGUUGGCACUCCCAUCUUCUGCCCGAAGCAGUUCACAGUGCAGUACUUCGACAAGCCCGGCAGUGGAGUAAUUGUGAGAGAGGAAACCAGGACAUUCAACUACACUGGCAGCGGGUGGCACUUUGAGGCGGACGAGGUCGCUAGGAGUGUGAGGGACGGUAAGCUCGAGAGCGACUUGUGGACGCACGAGAAGAGCAUCAUCCUCAUGGAGACCUUCGACGAGGUGCGCCGCCAAGGAGGUUACGUGCUGCCGCCAGGCGUGGAGAAGGUGCUCUAA